Molecule: messenger RNA, 1275 nt
Organism: Lachancea nothofagi CBS 11611
Lineage: Eukaryota; Fungi; Ascomycota; Saccharomycetes; Saccharomycetales; Saccharomycetaceae
Source: the annotation of a GenBank genome assembly
AUGUCUGACAUUGUUAUCGUUGGAGGAGGCGUGUUCGGACUAUCUACGGCAGCUCAAUAUGCACACUCGAGCAAAGUGUCAGUUAUCGACAAGUUUGAAAUACCCUCUCCGAUUUCUGCUUCUACGGACUACAACAAAAUAGUGCGUUUAGAGUACAAUGAUGAAAUUUACGCGGAAAUGGCCGUUGAAGCCAUGAGAUUUUGGCAGGGAGAAGGUAGUGACACAUUGCCACCAGGGCUGUUAACAGAUACGUAUUCACAUUGUGGACGAAUUUCGGUUGUGCCUCCAGAAUCUUCGCCUAGAUACACGUUUGAGAUGGAAAGCUUGACAUUAUUGCAAGAGAAGUUUGGUCGAUGUCAAGAUGUUUCAGAAUACUGCAAUGAUUUGACCUGCAACGGGAAGUUCUCGCAAUUUCGGGAAAGCCAGGCAAAAGGCAAGUUCAGGUAUAAUCGAGACUGUGGAAUUGGAAUUGCCGCGAAGUCGCUUUUAGUUAUGAAACAGUACUGCAAGUCGCUGGGCGUCACUUUUAUAGAGAACGAUGGAGCCGCGUGCGUAAAAUCAAGCGAUGACGGCGUCGUGGUGAGUUUGGAGUCCGGUGCUCAAGUUAACGGCAGAAAAGCUCUAAUUGCUUGCGGCGCCAACACUCCAUCCUUAUUGGACUUGCGGCAGAAUGUGAAGUCUACAGGGCUUUACGUGGGUCACAUACAGCUCACCGAACAAGAGUUUGAAAAAUACAGAGACAUCCCGGUGGUGUUCAACCCGGUCGUAGGGUACUUUUUCCCGCCCGAUCCCGAGACGCGAGUCCUUAAGAUUUGUGCAAGUGCCAGCUCGACGUACGACCUCGCAAGCAAUGGACUUUUACCCCGUUACAAAAAGCUUGAGCCUGACACAGUAAAAAGCAUCCCCAUUCAGUCAGUGGUUCAAAUUCGCACAUUGCUGGCCGAGUAUCUGCCUGACCUUUUGUACGCUGCUGACGGUCAGCUAAGAGAAAUACAGGACUGCAAGAUCUGCUGGAUCAGUGACACCUCGGACUCCAAUUUCAUAAUCGACGAAGUACCCGAAAACCCGAAUGUCUUUGUGAGUUGCGGCGACUCCGGCCAUGGUUACAAGUUUUUACCAAACAUAGGUAGCUAUAUCAUGGCUAGGAUGGAAAAUAAUUUGUCGUCGAAAUUAGCCAAGAAAUGGGCCUUUCGUGAAAGUGUCUGGGACAAUAUGACCAUCCCCUGGCGUAUCGAGCACAAACGUAGACACGUUGACCAGAUCCAAUGGUAUUGA